This is a messenger RNA of Laccaria bicolor S238N-H82, 1361 nucleotides long. RefSeq lists its product as uncharacterized. The record is from RefSeq and is a predicted model, not a curated record. The coding region runs from base 767 to 1246 and encodes 159 amino acids. NCBI's taxonomy places the organism in Eukaryota, Fungi, Basidiomycota, Agaricomycetes, Agaricales, Hydnangiaceae. The transcript has a single exon.
CAACCAACUUGCAGCAGCAAACUCAAACGGCCUUCUCAAGUAUUUUAUAUCUCUUUCUUCUUUGUUUCCACUGACUACGACGACGCACAGUGACGACGAGUAUCGUCUCCUCAGACAGAACCUAUUCGAACAAUAUUCUACCAACGUCGUCGUCGUCCUCCCCGUCGAGUCUCCUGUCGUUCCAGUCCUACGCCCUGCACCCACGACCGUCCAAAAGUCGCCAGAAAGGUCACCAUCUCCACGUCCAAAGUCCUCUUCCGUUACCGUAGCAAGUCUUCUGCGGCGCGCAACAGGCCGCAAGUCAUCUUCUACUUCACAUCCCAAACCUCCAGACACCCCGAAGCGCAGUGUUAUCCCGCGAUUGCUACAGAAAAAACCCGCCGAACGACCUCCCAAUUGCACAGACCUCCGCCCCCCUACGGACUUACAUUCUCCCAGAAUACCUCAUGCCCGAUCAUACGAUUCUUCCUUACACGCACAUACGUCAGGUCAUAGUACUCCUCAACGCAAGCCCGCCCCCAUCUCCCCCUCCCUCGCUUCCGCCAUCAGCGACGUUUUUGACGACGACAACCUGUCUACAUCCGGAGACAUCAAAGCGAUCAUAUCAUCCACUAAUGCCGAGCUUCAACGCCUUGUAGAUGCCUUCAACGCCCUCGAGGCUACCACCGCCCGACGUAUCCGCAAACAGAACGCUCACAGGCUACACUCCAACACUCCCGCCAACAUCAACGUCGUACUCGGAGGAAAAGAAUGGCGCGAGCAUCGAAUGAUCCCAUCCCCCUCCUCGCCCUUUUUUGACCAGAAGUCACUCCUCAGUGAUGGUUUUUCUAUCCGUUCAGGGUCUUCAAACACGACAACCCUAUCACGCUCCAAAUCCAUAGCCUCGUUACCGCGACAUCAUCCUCCGGCAAGCCCUCUAUCACCACAUUUCCGGUCUCCGUCCAUUUCCCACUCCAUCUCCUCUGUGUCUUCGCACGGCACAUCUUCAGGUCUUCUCAGGAUCUCCACCGCCUCUAUCACAUCGCGCAGCACAAGUCAACUACCUCUUCAGAAACUCAAAGAGAACGCUGCAAUGUACUCGACGGAUACGAUAGGCUUAGGGCCAGAUGACGGUGACGCCGAAUCCGAGCUCGUUGACAUUCAACAACGGCGGGAAGACCUCAUCGCUCGUUAUUCCACCCGUCUGGAUUAUCUCAAGGCAAAGCUCAAGGGAGCGGAACUUCACGAGAAAUUACUUCGCAAAUAAUGACAUUUCAACUUGCUCUAUCCUGUUACUAAAUCUUAUAUUUCUUUUAUGUCCGAUGUAAUGAUUCUAUCUACGUGCCAGGCGGCUAAUGACCAAUAUAUAUAACGUUGAUAAU